Messenger RNA from Corythoichthys intestinalis (scribbled pipefish), 6241 nucleotides. Its product is annotated as sodium/hydrogen exchanger 3-like. The transcript is spliced from 16 exons. Gene Ontology annotation, molecular function: sodium:proton antiporter activity; potassium:proton antiporter activity. The record is from RefSeq and is a predicted model, not a curated record. The coding region runs from base 164 to 2740 and encodes 858 amino acids. Gene Ontology annotation, cellular component: plasma membrane; brush border membrane; apical plasma membrane. Lineage: Eukaryota; Metazoa; Chordata; Actinopteri; Syngnathiformes; Syngnathidae. Gene Ontology annotation, biological process: sodium ion import across plasma membrane; regulation of intracellular pH; proton transmembrane transport.
GUGUAGCCUUGACUGACUGGUGAUCCGCAGAGUCCCAGUGUGGUACUCAGGACAGAUAAGGAUGUGGAUGUACGCGUGAAAGCAAACAGGAGACACAAAAGAGAAAAAAGUGACUGCGCAUCUACUUCAAUUUUUUUCUUGAGGUUCAAACGGCAUUGCAACUAUGUGGCGGGUAGCACUUUUAUUGUGCGUGAUUUUAAUGGUUACUCAAGUUUUGAGUUUCCCCGGCAUGAAUCGGUCUGAACACGAUGAUCAUGAGGUCACCUCCAGUCCGCACGAUGUGGCGGAAUCUGGUCACGAUGAGACUGGGGAAGGUCACGGCGACGGUCACGGUGAGGGUCACGGAGGUGAGCCCAUCACGACACUGCCGAUCGUGUCUUGGAAGUGGAGCCAUGUUUCGGUUCCGUACUUGGUGGCGCUGUGGAUUUUGGUCUCCUGGAUCUGCAAAUUGAUAAUCGAAGCCAACCAUCACGUUACAAACAUCAUCCCUGAAAGCGCCCUCCUCAUCUGUUUCGGCUUCAUCCUUGGCGGCAUGAUUUGGGGCGCUGAUAAAGUGCAGACCUUCAAGUUGACGCCGACUGUCUUCUUCUUCUACCUGUUGCCUCAAAUCAUCCUGGACGCGGGUUACUUUAUGCCCAAUAAGUUGUUCUUUAGCAACAUGGGGACCAUCCUGGUCUACGCCAUCAUCGGGACUUGUUGGAACGCUGCUAGCGUGGGGCUAUCGCUUUGGGGCUGUCACAAGGGAGGUGCCAUGGGUGAUUUGGACAUAGGGUUGCUGCAGUAUCUUCUGUUCGGGAGCCUGAUCGCGGCUGUGGACCCGGUAGCGGUUCUGGCUGUGUUCGAGCAGGUUCACGUCAACGAGGUGCUCUUCAUACUAGUGUUUGGAGAGUCGCUGCUCAACGACGGUGUGACAGUGGUACUCUUCAAUGUUUUUGAUUCAUUUGUCUCCCUCGGAGGAUCCCAAAUCGAUGCGGUGGAGAUAAUCAAAGGAAUAAUUUCCUUCUUCGUGGUUGCGUUUGGCGGGUCUCUACUUGGCAUGGUCUUCGGUUUGCUUCUCUCACUUCUAACCAGAUGCACGAAAAACAUUCAAAUCAUUGAGGCGGGCUUCAUCUUCGUAUUAGGGUAUCUCUCCUACCUCACCGCUGAGAUGCUGUCGCUCUCCGCCAUCUUAGCAAUUGUCUUCUGCGGCGUCAGCUGCCAAAAGUACAUCAACGCAAACAUGGACGAAAGGUCCGUCACGACAGUCCGAUACGCCAUGAAGGUGCUCGCUAACGGAUCGGAAACAAUUAUAUUUGUUUUCCUGGGAAUCUCCGCUGUGGAUAAGGAGUUGUGGGUUUGGAACACUGGUUUCGUUCUUCUCACGCUGCUCUUCAUCUUUGUGUAUCGUUUCAUUGGCGUGUUUUUCCUGACGUGGAUCAUGAACAAGUUCCGAUUAGUGCCUUUGGAGGUCAUCGAUCAGAUUAUUAUGAGUUACGGCGGACUGCGAGGGGCGGUCGCCUACGGACUGGCAGUCAUGCUGGAUCAAAGCAAGAUUAAGGAGAAGAAUUUGAUGGUCUCCACUACUUUGAUUGUUGUUUAUUUCACGGUCAUUCUUCAGGGUGUUACUAUGAAACCGCUUGUCACUUGGCUUAAAGUGAAGAGAGCUGCAGUAUCUGAUAUCACACUGAUUGAAAAAGUGCAGAACAAGGUUUUUGAUCACAUGCUCGUCGCCAUCGAAGACAUAUCCGGGCAAAUCGGACACAACUACAUGCGAGACAAGUGGAGUCAUUUUGAGCAGAAAUAUAUGUCCCGAGUUUUAAUGAAGCCGUCCGCGAGGAAAAACCGUGACUAUGUCUUCAAAGUUUUCCAUCAGCUCAACCUGAAGGAUGCCAUGAGCUAUGUGACUGAGGGUGAACGCAGAGGAUCCCUGGAGUUUAUCCGCAACGAAUCUGCGUUUGUCGACUUUAAGAAGAAAUACGGAGACAAAUUCUCCGAGGCCAUGCCGGACAUCAUGGCCGACAUGGCAGAUGAUCGGGGCACCAUGUCCUCCAUGGGUCGAGAUCCUGUUCCAUCCAUUAGCUUGGAAAUGCAUGAACAGUCUAUAAAAGGUGUAAGAGAAGCAGAAGACAUCAGUAGCCACCAUUUGUUGCAGCAACACUUAUACAAAGGCAGGAAACAGCACCGUCACAGGUACAGUCGCAGUCAUUUUGAGGUCAACAAAGAUGAAAACGAGGUACAGGAGAUCUUCCAGAGGACGAUGAGAAGUCGCUUGGAGUCCUUCAAGUCUGCCAAGAUGGGAGUUGCGCCUCCAAAGACGAUAACGAAACACCAGAAGAAAGAUCAGCAACAAAAGACAUCUUCUGGAAAAUCAUCUGAGAAAAGCAGAAGCUCCCAUUCUGGCGAUGAAGAUUUUGAGUUUUCUGAAGGCGACAGCGCAUCCGGUUACGAAGCCUCGAGAGAUUCGCUAGCAAUGCGGCUAAAUUACACCGUAGGAGCCGGGAUUGAGAAUCCAGCCUUCAUGCCGGACCUGGAUUUGACGGCACCAAUGCAAAUCCCGCCUUGGUUAGAAGAAGCCGAGCUAGAUAGCACCACGGUGGCGCCGUCACAACGCGCCCAAGUCCGACUUCCGUGGACGCCCAGCAACCUGCGCCGCCUAGCGCCGCUACGUAUUAGCACUCGCUCGACGGACUCCUUCACGCAAGCCGACGAGGCCGUUUCGGACGAAAAAGACAAAGAAUUCCGGCCGCCAUCAACGCCGUAAAACUCCUAGAGUUAACCUAAAACAUUACCUCAAAGUUUGCACUGUUUUUUCAGUGAAACCCACUUGACAUUUUGACCCGCGCACAGCCAUUUUCCCGAAUAACACAUGGUCAAGAUGUUUUUCAAGAUAUGUAGUAUGUACAGAUUUUUAUUUAUACGUAAUCCAUGGAAUUGACGUGAAGACUAGCAUAAAAUGUUUUUGUCAGGGUUGUCGUCAACACACAAGCCAGAAUGAAACUUGAAGAUUGAAAAAAAAAAAAAACAAGCUGCCUUGAUAAUGAAGCCGUUUUGUAAAUAUAUAGAAGAAUUAAUGUUAAAUAUCUGAUUUUUAGUUUAAAAAACGGUUAUUUGCUAGCUUCUAAGAUUUAGCAAUAGGGGUGAGAACCUCUGGGUACCUCGCGAUGCGAUACGAUUUGCGUUACAAAGCUCACGAUAACGAUGAUACAAUUAUCGAGACAUUGGUCAUUCUAGGAUAUUCGGCAAAACAACCAAUAAACUGAAAAACAAGGUUUCUGAUGUGAGUUUAACACUAGUAGACGACCAAUCCGUUUGAACUGGGAGGGUGGCAGCGAAUGAACGAAUGUUAAUUCGCUGCCAUCCCUCCCACUUCAAACGAAUUGGACGUCUAUAGCCGUCAGUGCCAGCCAAUGCUGGUCAAUGAGUUCAUUUUGGGGCAUUUCACAUCAUUUCCUGUUGAUUUUGGGAUACUGAAAAGGAAAAAUGUACUUAAAAGAGUUAUUGAAAAUCAACAGUAACCAGUAAACGCCCUAAUAUGAACUAGAAGUGACCUGUAAAUGCCCUCAGGACAUGCUCUGGUUUUAGUGCCUUCGACGGCGGUAAACGUCCAAUCCAAUCACAAUGUCUACCGCCACCAAUGGCAGCGAACGUAGACACUAUUUUAAUAGAAUAUUUUGGAAGCAACUUGUUGUACUUUUUGUUUUGUUUUAAACAGUGACAACUUUUUAAAUGAUUUUUGGUGAGCAUAACGAUAACAAUAACAUUGGCUACAAAGUAUACAGUCAUGUGAAAAAAUUAGGACACCCCAUCAUGUUCAAUUCUUUAUUGAGAAAUGUUCACCUAUCAAUGUCUGAUCUUGUUUUUCUUUAUCUGUGGAAAAGAAAGUGAUUUAAUUGCAGGUGAACAACAAAAAUUAACAUUGUUUUACUCAUUAAACCAAAUAUAUCGACAAAAAUGCGUAUUCUAACUGAGGAAAAAGUUAGGACACCCUACCACUUAAUUGCUAGUGUUACCUAGGGUGACCAAACGUCCUCUUUUGCCUGGACAAGACCUACUUUCACGUAGUAUCCUCGUCGUCCGUGCGGGUUUUAUAAAUUCAUAAAAAUGUCCGGUUUUUAUGAUUUUUCACGGGACCAAUUUGAAGAGAAUCCCUCCGGCCGCUGGGUGGCAGCGCCUGCCUGCGAUGACAUGGCUCCUAUUAGUAGGGAGGGAAGGAGUAGUUCUUCUUGUUUUUGUUGGCAGUUUACCCCUAUCAUGAGCCAUUACUGCCAUCUACUGGGUUGACGAUUUGGCCACAACGCCUGCCCAGUUGUUAAGUUUUUUACAAUAAAUACGUAUAUCAUGGCAACUGUUGACUUCUGUCGGAGCUUUGACUGUAAAAUCCCGUUUGGUGUCGCAUCGUUGCGCUGCCGAUGAUUAAACUUUUAUAGCAAAAGUUUGUUUUUUGCCUCAGCUAGCUAUCAGUAAGCUAAACCACGCUAGGCAUUAUGGGAAACGAGUUUUGAACUGCUACGUUUGGAAACAUGGUGGUUGAAUUGUUUGUCAGUUUAUUUCGGUUAUUGUUUGUGUGCAAUCUAGAACAUUGAAUGAGAAUAUCAAUUGACUGGGAAUAACAAUUCGUCAAGGACAAUUGUCGUGAUAGUAAUUUAUAAAAAUGUUUAGUUGGCACAUAGCCUACUGUGUGUAUGUGUAUUGACUGGAAUACAUUUCAAUGGGUCUGCAUUAUGUAUAUAUUUAUUGGGUUUUUUUUCAAACUGCAUUUUUCCAUCCAGAGUGAGGGGGCACACUUUAAAUAUAUUAAAGUGAUAUAGUGGAAAUCAAUAUAUGGUCACCCUAGUGUUACCCCCUUUGGUUGAAAUAACUUCAGUGAGACGCUUUUUGUAGCCAUCUACCAGUCUUUGACAUCGGUUUGAAGAAAGUUUGCCCCACUCCUCAACGCAGAAUACUUUCAGCUGUGAGAUGUUUGAGGGCCCGUUUCAAGUCACCCCGCAGCAUCUCAAUGGGAUUAAAAUCUGGGUUUUGACUCAGCCAUUCCUGGACUCGCUUCCUUUUCAGGUGGAUCUACUGGUAUGUUUUGGGUCAUUGUCAUGUUGCAAGGUCCAGUUUCACUUCAGUUUGAAUUUUUACAAAUGAUCUUACAUGCUCUUCAAGCACCCUCUGAUACAUGAUAGAAUUCAUGGUGGAUUCUAUGAUGGUGAGCUGGACAGGUUCUGCUUUAGCAAAGCAUCCCCAAACAAUGACACUUCCAACUCCAUGCUUCACAGUUGGUAUGGGGUGCUUUUCCUGGAAUGCUGCAUUGGGUUCACGCCACACAUGUCCUGUUCUGGUGUCCAAAUAAUUCAAUUUUAGAUUCAACUGUCCAAAGAACAUUAUUCCAGAAGUCCUGGUCUUUGUCUACAUUCAUUCUGGCAAACUUCAGUCUGGCCUUCAUGUUCUUCUAGGACAGCAAAGGUGUUCCUCCUUGCACACCUCCCGUGAAGGUUAAACUUGUGAAGUCUCUGAUUUUAGAGGCAUGCACUUUCACAUCAACACUACCAAGAGCCAGCUGUAGGUCUCAUGAUGACAUUUUAGGUUUUUUGGAGACUUCUUUUAGCAUUUUGCGGCCUUCUCUCAGGGUGAACUUGCAUGGAUAGCCAGACUUGAGCAUGUUGGCAGUUAUAUUUUCCGGACAGUGGAAUGGCUGAUUUUGUAUUCUUUUGAGUUUUUUAAAAAUCCCUUCCAAGACUCAUAAGCGUCUACAAUCUUCUUUCUGAAGGCCUCAGACAACUCCUUUGAUCUCACCAUGGUGUUUUUUCUCACUUCAACAGGAGUCAGGAGCACACCAAACUAAAUGGAAGGUUUAAAUGAGGCAAGCCUCCUUCAAAACACUGGUUAAUGAUGUUCUAAUCAUGUGCACCUGAUGUGAUACACCUGUGUGUGAUUUUAGCCAUUUUAGGUGGGAUUGAAUCUGGGGGUGUCUUAAUUUAUUUCUUAACAGAAAUUGCAUUUAUUUAAAAUAACAUUUUACAGAAAGUUAUAGAAAAUCUUUUUUUAGUUUUAAUUCUUUAGUUCUAUACUUGAAUCUUUCAAGAUUGUUCAAAAUGAUGUUAAAUAUCCAUUUGACCAAAUGUUAGAAAACACAGGCUUCCAUAGGGUGUCCUAAUUUUUUCACAUGACUGUACAUCAACCUUUUGAUAUAUUGUCACACCCCUACUAAGCAAUGUUAAAUAUUGGACUGUUCAGACCCGGUUAUAGAUAUUUGGAAAUAAAAACCGAAGAAAAAGUA